This is a messenger RNA of Gilbertella persicaria, 1653 nucleotides long. RefSeq names its product T-complex protein 1 theta subunit. The record is from RefSeq and is a predicted model, not a curated record. Gene Ontology annotation, biological process: protein folding. Gene Ontology annotation, molecular function: ATP-dependent protein folding chaperone; ATP hydrolysis activity; ATP binding. Gene Ontology annotation, cellular component: chaperonin-containing T-complex. The transcript is spliced from 4 exons. NCBI's taxonomy places the organism in Eukaryota, Fungi, Mucoromycota, Mucoromycetes, Mucorales, Choanephoraceae. Bases 1 to 1653 code for a protein of 550 amino acids.
AUGGCAUUGCGUGUACCCAAAAGUACUCUUCCCCAACUCUUCAAGGAUGGCUAUAAAUUUCAACAAGGUAUUGAAGAAGCCGUUCUUCGUAAUAUUGAUGCCACACAUGAACUCUCUGAAGUUGUGAGAACCUCAAUGGGUCCUAAUGGUCGUAACAAGAUGAUCAUCAAUCACCUUGAAAAGCUUUUUGUUACUAAUGAUGCUGCUACCAUCAUCCGUGAGCUUGAUGUUGUUCAUCCCGCUGCCAAACUUUUGGUAAUGGCUUCUCAACAACAAGAAAAUGAAUUGGGCGACAAUACCAACUUGAUUUUGGUCUUUGCUGGUGAACUUUUGCAAAAAGCUGCUGACCUCUUGAAGCUUGGUCUUCAUCCUUCUGAAAUCGUACAAGGUUACGAAUUGGCUAGAGACCGUGCUUUGUCUAUCCUUGAAGAAUUGUCUGUUGGCAAGAUCGAGUCUUUGACUGACCGUGCUGAACUCAACAAGCUCAUCAAGGCCACUAUUUCUUCAAAGCAGUAUGGUUAUGAGGACUUUUUAGGGGAGUUGGUUUGUGAAGCUGCAUUGAACAUCAUGCCCAAGAAUGUCAAGGACUUCAAUAUUGACAAUGUGCGUGUAGUCAAAGUAAUGGGUUCUAGUAUUCAUGAAUCACGCGUUGUACGUGGUAUGGUAUUCGGCCGUGAGCCCGAAGGUAUUGUUCAAAAGGCUCAAAAUGCUAAGGUUGCUGUCUUUACUUGCCCCUUGGACAUCUCUCAAACGGAAACCAAGGGCACUGUCUUGAUUCAUAAUGCACAAGAAAUGUUGAAUUUCAGCAAAGAUGAAGAAAAGCAAGUUGAAAAGAUCUUCCAAGACUUGGCCGAGGCUGGUGUCAAAGUCGUUGUCACUGGUAAUGGUAUUGGUGAACUAUGUCUUCACUAUUUGAACAGAUAUAACAUUAUGGCUGUUAAGGUCCUUUCCAAAUUCGAUUUACGUCGUCUUUGUCGUGUCAUUGGUGCUACUGCUCUUGCACGUUUAGGUACACCUAUGGCAGAAGAGAUGGGUCAAUGUGAUAUUGUAGAGACUGUCGAAAUUGGUUCUGAUCGUGUUACCGUCUUCCGUCAAGAAGAAGCUGAGAAAUCCCGCACAACUACCAUUGUUAUUCGUGGUGCCACACAAAACCAUAUGGACGACAUUGAGCGUGCUAUUGAUGACGGUGUUAAUGUCAUCAAGGCUGCCACUCGCAAUCCUCUCUUAUUAGCUGGUGCUGGUGCCGUUGAGAUGGAAUUGAACAAACGCCUUCAGACUGUUGCUUCUAAAACACCUGGUUUGAAUCAACAUGCCAUUAAGAAAUUUGCUGAAGCAUUAGAAGUCAUUCCCCGUACACUCUGUGAAAAUGCUGGUAUGGAAGCCACUGCUGUCUUAUCUCGCUUAUAUGCUGCCCAUUACCAAGAAGGUGAUGUUGGUAUCAGUGUUGGUGUCGAUGUUGAGAACGAAAAUGACGGUACCUUAGAUGCUACUAAAGCCCAUAUCUUUGAUUCUCUUGCUUCCAAGUACAGUGCAUACAAAUUGGCUUCUGAUGCAGCGAUAACUGUUCUUCGUGUUGAUCAAAUCAUCAUGUCUAAACCUGCUGGUGGUCCUAAGCCUCUUAAGAAGGAUGGUCACUGGGAUGAAGACGACUAA